Molecule: messenger RNA, 1620 nt
Organism: Stomoxys calcitrans (stable fly)
Lineage: Eukaryota; Metazoa; Arthropoda; Insecta; Diptera; Muscidae
Product: prolyl 4-hydroxylase subunit alpha-2-like
Exons: 9
Coding region: 1-1620 (539 amino acids)
Biological process (GO): peptidyl-proline hydroxylation to 4-hydroxy-L-proline
Cellular component (GO): endoplasmic reticulum
Molecular function (GO): L-ascorbic acid binding; iron ion binding; protein binding
Source: RefSeq, a predicted model, not a curated record
AUGAAUUGGUCAAUUUUCAUUGCCUUUACAUUGGCCUCCUUUGGCAUUUUGUUGACAAAAGCCGAGUUUUAUUCAUCGGUGCAUAAAAUGUCUCUAGUCAUGGAUUUUGAAUUGAAAAUGUUGCAAAAUAUGCAAAAAUUUCUGGGAAAAAAUCAAAAUAAAUUAAAUUAUCUUAAAGAGCGUUUAUCCGAGUACGAGCGAGAACGUGGUGAAGCCUUAACCCAAGGUCCUGUCUACUUUGAAAAUCCCGUUAAUAAGUAUCUGCUGACUAAGAGAUUAACCACCGAUUGGGAGCGCCUAGAGAAUGUUUUGCAAUACAAAGAAGGAGAGAAAAUUUUGAAGAGAAUCGAAAACACAAUUGUGGAAAAAUCCGAACUGGAUGGUGCUUUGGAGGGCGUUUUACGUCUGCACGAUGUAUACCGGCUAAAUGCCUCUGAUAUUGCUCGGGGUUUACUGCAGGGCGUUCAAUAUGAUGUUCAAUUUAAAGCCCGCCAUUGUUUUGACUUGGGCAUGAAGGCUCUGGAAAUUCAUUAUCCCAAGUUGGCUUACGGGUGGUUCAUGGAAGCCCUAAGAAGAUCACCGAACGAUGAGACCAUUAACAAAUUGGAUAUUGAAUUGGCCCUAGCUGAUACUAAAUUCCAUAUGGGUGAUAUUAAGGGGGCAAAUCAAACUUUUGCCGAACUUGUCACAUUGAAUGCGGAUAAUGAAAAGGUGGCCAAAUUAUAUGCACAAUUUGUUGAAAACUCGGCGGGAAAACCUGAGUACUUUGCAGAUUAUAGCACGGAACAUUUUCCCCCUCCUGCCGAUAUUCUAACAGCUGAAAGACCCGAUCUCUUCAAAUACACCUGCUCUGGGCUAGUGAAAAAGAGUCCACGGGAGGAACGUGAUCUACGUUGUGGAUAUCUAACCGAAACUCAUCCAUUCUUGUUGCUGGCACCUAUUAAAGUUGAAGAAUUGAAUCAUGAUCCCCUGUUGGUAACAUUCUACGAUGUAUUAUCGGACAAGGAAAUCGAAACAUUGCGUAAACUUACUCGAAGUAUUGAAAGAGCCACGGUCAUGAGCAAUAAUGGAUCUGUAGUCUCCAAAGUGCGCACUAGUCAAUUUCAAUUUAUCCCGGUUACCGCUCAUCCCAUAUUGGCCAAAAUCGAUCAGAGGGUAGAGGAUAUGACAAAUUUGAAUAUGAAACAUUCGGAAGAGCAUCAAUUUGCCAAUUAUGGCAUAGGAGGUCAUUAUAGUGAACAUCAUGAUUAUUUUGAUAUACCAGAGAAGAUUUGGAGAUACAAUGAAAUGGGAAAUCGUAUUGCUACUUUACUGUUUUAUCUAAGUGAUGUAGAGCAAGGUGGAGGCACUGCAUAUCCUUAUAUGAAACAAAUGGUUUUGCCCCAGAAGGGAGCUGCAGCAUUUUGGUAUAAUUUAUAUGCUUCUGGCAAACUAGAUCAACGUAGUCUUCAUGGUGCCUGUCCCAUCAUUGUGGGCUCCAAAUGGGUUCAAAAUCGUUGGAUUCGUGAAUGGGAUCAAAGUGAUCGCAGACCCUGUUAUACAUUUGAUGAUGCAAUCGCGACGGAAUCCAUGAUGGAAGUCUUAAACAAACAAAACCAAAAUUUAGCCAUGGAGAAAUGA